UAUGAAUCGAUUUUAGAAAUGGGAAUUUUGUUUAGGGUACUGAAUAAUAAGUGAUAAUUUAUUUAGCAUAUAUCAGAAUAGUGCUGAUAUUAAUUAAUAGAGAUAAAAGAAAUUUGAUGAAUAUUCUAAAUUGAAGAUGAAUGCAAAAACGACAGACGACGAUAAAAAUGAAAUUAUGAAAGAUAUUAAUAGAACCUAUUAGGAGGUGGGAUUGUUUCAGUUAGAAUCAAACAAAAACAUUAUGUGUAAUGUGUUAUUGUUGUGGUGCAGCCAUAGUUUGUCAUAUCGCCAAGGUAUAUAAGCUUUUAAAUGAUAGGUAUGAACGAGAUAGUGGGAGUCAUAUUUUAUACAUAUGUCCAAUCUUUUUAGGAUUGCCAAGAGUAGAACCCAACUAAAAUCGAGAAUGAUAUUUAUUGGGUAUUUAAGACGAUUAUGGAUGAUGGAGAUCAUAAACAAAAUUUUAAUUACUCGUCCCAUAUGCCUAUAGAUAGAAUACCUCUGAUUAGAUAUAUAAAGGAUCUGACUAUGGAAAAACUCAAAUACAUUGAUGAGCAGUUAUUUUAGAUCUUUGAGUAGAAUCAAAUUAGCACAGAGAUAUUUUUAAUGAAAUGGAUCAAAGUAUGUUAUUUAUCAUAUAAAUGUGUUUACUAGCCAGAGAAUAUGAGAUUGAAUAGAUAUAAGUAAUUUGGGACAAGAUGUUUGAGAAGUUCCAGACAUCAAAAUUGAAAUUUUU
Molecule: messenger RNA, 733 nt
Organism: Paramecium octaurelia
Lineage: Eukaryota; Ciliophora; Oligohymenophorea; Peniculida; Parameciidae
Source: the annotation of a GenBank genome assembly